CGCCGGAAGGGCGGCUGCUCUUGGAUUACUGCGCAGGCGCCAAGGGCUUCCUUGCCAACGGAAGUGGUUCGCCGCGGGCCGGAAGUGGGAGGAAGAGCGGCUGUGACUGUGUUUCAAAAUCUCUCUGUGGAUUUUCCUGCACGGAAGGCAGUGGUGACCCACUGGAUGACCUCCAAGGUCAGAAUGCUGCAGAGGAAGGAAGGAGACCCUCGUUGCCAAGAGGUGGUUCGGUUUGCAGUGCUUUGCAGAGUGCUCACACUUUUCCUCCAGGCCCUUUUCAACCUCCUGAUCCCCGACCAUGCUGCUGAUGCCUUCUCUCCACCCCGUUUGUCCGAGUACGGGUUUUGCGACAGGAUCUUGGAAUGGCUCCUGGGAGGCCUGUCACGGUGGGAUGCGGAGCACUUCUUGUUUAUAGCUGAGCACGGCUACGUGUAUGAGCACAAUUGUGCCUUCUUCCCCUUGUUUCCCUUGAGCCUGCGAGCGGCAGCGGAAACGGUGCUGUGGCCCUUCCAAGGCUUCUUAUCUCUCCAGAGCCGCCUGCUCCUUUCUGCAGCUCUGCUCAAUGGUCUGUUCUCUGCCUGGGCAGCAUGGACUCUGUAUAAGCUCAGCUGCGCAGUCCUGCAGUGCCGCAGGAAGGCGUUCCUGUCAGCCAUCCUCUUCUGCCUCACCCCUGCAAACGUCUUUAUGGCAGCUGCUUAUUCAGAAAGCAUGUUUGUCCUCCUAGUGUUUAGUGCCAUGUGGUGGCUAGAGAAAGGGCAGCAUUGGGCCAGCAGCCUCCUCUUUUCGCUAGCUGCUGGCGUGCGUUCCAACGGACUGAUCAAUGCUGGGUUCCUCCUCUAUUCCCAGACAAAACUCUUUGCCUCCCAGUUGCAGGCGAGGACAGGAACUGGAGCAAAGCCAUCACAGAUCUUGGGUCAAUUCCUAAACCUGGUAGCUUCCCUGGUGGUGAUGUCUGCCUCUGUUUUCCUGCCAUUUGCUUUGUUUCAGUUCUGGGCAUACCUUCGGUUCUGCAACACCACAUUUAGCCCUGAGUAUGCUGUGCCGGACCCACUGUUGCAACUGGCUGCACAUAAGGGGUAUCGUGUAGCAGCCUCAAAUGGUGUGGCACCACCAUGGUGCUCCUGGAACUUUCCUGUGCUCUACACUUACAUUCAAGAUACUUACUGGAAUGUUGGCUUCCUCAGGUACUUUGAGCCCAGACAGAUCCCCAACUUCCUGCUAGCUGCACCCGCCAUUGUGCUGGGCUCCUGGGCAGCCUGGCGGUACGUCGCUGCAAACCCCUGGCACUGCCUAACACUUGGCCUGCUGAGAAGAAAGACUGAAGGAAUGAAGGGAAAGGACUUGAGCAAGCCAGCUACUGGUUUUUACUCUCCUGGUGCAUUUGUUUACAUAGUCCACGCAACAGUUCUGUUGGUGUUUGGGACCUUCUGCAUGCAUGUGCAGGUCCUUACCAGAUUUUUGGGCUCCUCUUCUCCAGUACUUUAUUGGUUCUGUGCUCAUCUGCUUCAUGACUAUGAGCCUUUGCUACAAAAUGGGAGCCAAUCUUCACAGCAUGGAACACCCCACUCAGAUAAGCCCUCCCUUCCUAACUGGAACAGAAAUGAAAACCCUGUGCUCACACUUCUGUACAACUGGAGGCAGACUACCUCUCUCACUAAGUGCAUUCUGGGAUAUGUACUUUCCUAUUGGAUGUUGGGGCUGGUCCUUCACUGCAAUUUUUUCCCGUGGACAUAAGUAUGUAGAACUGGGUAAGCUGAUUGACUAGAGCAUUAACCGAGCAUUUUUCACCUUGGUAGUAUUGAAGCUAAUCAGCAUCUACAUGAAACUGCUAGGAGAGAGUUGGAGCUCACCUGUGUGCUGAUGGCAACAGAAUGUGCUAAUUCCUUUCUCUUCCAGCCAAGCCAGAGAGAGUAUUGAAGUGUUUUGUUUUUUCCUCCCAAUAGACACUCAGCAUUGUGUAGUUACUGAGCAUACUUAGUCCGCAAUUGGCUUUUGUCAUUCCUCCCCACCUUUAGUGUGUGGAGUUGUCAUUCUGUAAACCUUUGGGUUCUUCCACACCUGCUGAUAUCUCCGUCUUGUGUUUAGGGUAAAGGGGACCCCUGACCAUUAGGUC
This is a messenger RNA of Podarcis raffonei (Aeolian wall lizard), 2113 nucleotides long. RefSeq names its product phosphatidylinositol glycan anchor biosynthesis class V (gene PIGV). Lineage: Eukaryota; Metazoa; Chordata; Lepidosauria; Squamata; Lacertidae. The record is from RefSeq and is a predicted model, not a curated record. Gene Ontology annotation, biological process: GPI anchor biosynthetic process. Gene Ontology annotation, cellular component: endoplasmic reticulum membrane; mannosyltransferase complex. Gene Ontology annotation, molecular function: GPI mannosyltransferase activity; alpha-1,6-mannosyltransferase activity. The transcript is spliced from 4 exons. The annotation marks the transcript as partial.